AUGGCCCCUGAGUCUUGUCAGGAGGCUGAAGAUGCCGAGGAAAAGGCUUUCGCAUCCCUGGUGGACCGAGAACUGGUCAGCGGCCACGUGGGGCCUCCAGCCAGCGCCUCUCCUGACCGUGGGGCUCCCACAUGCCCUCAGGACACCAAGCCCAGCUCCACCAGGAUGGUCUCCUCUGUCAACCCGCAGUCUGCCCCGGAGUCCCUGGACCCCCACACUCUGCGGCUGCUGUGGAGGCAGCGAGAACGGGAGAUCCAGGCCCUGCGGUGGGCGAUCGAGAACCACUGGGAGGCCCGACACUGCCUUAUCCUGCAGGAAGUGGCUCGGCUUUCAGCCGAGAGGAGCUCGCGCAGCCGGAAGCUCUCGCAAAACCAGGUCCAAAAGCUGACCCUGGAGUUGGAAGAGCAGAAGGGACAGGCCCAGCUGGAGAAGGCACACCUGGAGGAGCAGCUGCUGCAGACCAGAAACACGCUUCGGCAGCUGGAGGCCGAGUUGCAGGCCUUGCAGAAGUCCUGCCUCCUGCAGCUGGCCCGCUCCUCCUGGGUGGGCCGCAUGCUGCGGUCUUCCACGGGCAGUGUGGAGGUGGUGACGGCAGAGACCCCGAUGGACCCCAGUGACCUCUCUGAGAAUGAUCGGCCCCCCACUGCUGGGGAGGGUUUCCCGCUGGAGAAUGUGAACUGGAACAGCAUCGCCCACUGGUACCCCAACCUCUUCACCAACCUCGAGUCCAGCUCAGAUCAACACUCCCUGCCCCUGGUGGGCACCAGCAGCUCCGGGGGUGCCGACUCCGAGUCCAGCAGCUGCCUGCUGGCUGCACGUUACCACGUGCAGAAAGUGACAGGGGACCCUCUCCAGGCGCCAGGCCACACUGCUGAGCAGAAGGAGGCACAGGCACAAAGCCUCUGCGGGAACAGUCGAGCAACAUGGGAAGGCCGCCUCUCCCUGGAUCUCCGGAAAACCCACUCGGACAGGCAGGGCAAGAAUGGCCAGGAGCCUGAGUCCCGUGCGGAUCCCCACCCCCGGCAUUACGGGCGCUGUCCAAGCCCCACGGGAUCCUGCCUGAAGAUCAUGGCGGUGAGCCACCGCCGGAGGUUCGUGCGCAUCCUCAACCAGUCGCUGGAGGAGACGGCCGACCUGGGUGGCUUCGUGCUGCAGCAGCUGGUGCGCGACUUCCCCGUGUGCAUGUACCGCUUCCCGCCCAGCACGCUGCUGGAGCCAAGGCAACACAUCACGGUGUGGGGCGAGGCGCCCAGCAGCACCAAGCGGCAGCCACCCUCCUCCUUGGGCCAGGAGCCCGUCCACUUCCACUCCAGCCGGGGCUGCGUGACCCUCCUCCUGAACCCCCAAGGCGAGGUCUUCAGCAAGCACCAGGCCGCUCACUGCGUGACCCCCGUGUGCAGGAUCUUCGCCGACAACACCGACUUGUCCAUCGACCGUUUCCGGCUCUCAGAGGCCUGGCCCGGUGCCGACCUCGCGAAGCAGCAGCCCCUGCCUCGACCCCCGCGCAAGGGUCGGGUGCAGGAGGCCCGGGCCGGGCGCCGGAGGCCGGGGACGCGGGUCCAGUUGCCCCGCCUGAGCACCAGAAAGCUCCUCCGCCAGAGAGAGGAGCCAGGGCGGCCCGAGGGCGCCGCCGAGACCCACCCAGAGCUCCUGCCCGCCAGCCCCAUCCCCGUCCCCGAGGCCGCGCUGGGCCUCGAGGACUGCCAGGCUAGGAAGGAACACAAGGUCCGGGUGAGUGCUGGCAGCGUGGACCGCGGCUGUCCGAUGGUGGCGCUGUCGGUGCAAAGCACGGCCGAGAGCAGGUUCGGCUUCCGCUUCCUCAGCUGCCCGCCCAUCACCUCGGACUCGCGCUGGCCGGUGUAG
Messenger RNA from Lipotes vexillifer (Yangtze River dolphin), 1863 nucleotides. RefSeq names its product lamin tail domain containing 2 (gene LMNTD2). Gene Ontology annotation, molecular function: structural constituent of chromatin. The record is from RefSeq and is a predicted model, not a curated record. The transcript is spliced from 14 exons. The coding region runs from base 1 to 1863 and encodes 620 amino acids. Gene Ontology annotation, cellular component: lamin filament. NCBI's taxonomy places the organism in Eukaryota, Metazoa, Chordata, Mammalia, Artiodactyla, Lipotidae.